Molecule: messenger RNA, 1192 nt
Organism: Tripterygium wilfordii
Lineage: Eukaryota; Viridiplantae; Streptophyta; Magnoliopsida; Celastrales; Celastraceae
Exons: 5
Coding region: 156-773 (205 amino acids)
Molecular function (GO): serine-type endopeptidase activity
Source: RefSeq, a predicted model, not a curated record
AGGGAAUAGGGAUAGACCCGUUUGAUUAAGUACGGUAGCUCGAAUGAGUUGUUGGGUUCUUGCAGAGGCCAGAGAGGUUGCACCAAGGGUUUAAGAGAGAGGUGGUGCUUUCAUUGCUUUGAAGGGUUGGGCUGCAAUUUGGUGAAUCAGCUGCAAUGGUUUCCCUAUCGACUUGGUACCGAUACCUGGGCCACAAAUUCGAAUACGCCGUCACUCUCGGCUGGAAGAGCUAUCAGAGAGGUCAAAUCAGUGAGAGAGAAAUUGGGGAUGCAGUUUGGAAAAAUCUAUUUCAAGGAAAGUUGACGUAUUUGCACUGGAGUGAAGGAAAGGAAAUGGUCCCUGCAAUAGGAGCGCAGGGAGGAACUCUUCUUGUCCGGAAAUUACCUUUUGCAGAUCCAAUGCGUGUUUUUGUUGGAGAUGUGGUGGUUUUGAAGGACCCUGAAAAGUCAAAUAACUAUCUUGUCAGAAGAUUAGCUGCUAUUGAAGGAUAUGAAAUGGUUUCCACAGAUGGAAAAGAUGAGCCUUUUGUUCUUGACAAGGAUGAGUGUUGGGUGUUGGCUGACACUGAAAACCUGAAGCCUAAGGAAGCCUAUGACAGUCGAUUAUUUGGUCCAAUUUCCAUGUCAAGCAUAAUUGGCAGAGUCAUAUAUUGUCUUAGAACAGCGGUCGAUCAUGGUCCUGUCCAAAACAGUCAUUUCAGCACGAAAAAGGACUCCCCAAUAUUGGAAGUGGAACUGGAUGUUGAUGAGAUGGUAAAAAAUCACAAAACAUAGAUUGUAUCAUGUGCUUCCCAGGCCAUUUUGGCUUGAAUGUACCAUGUUCUUCUGCCCAUUUUCCUUUUUGGAUGCCAAUAUCAUUUGUGAUUCAGUGGGAAGAAUAAAAGAUGAGAUCUUUUGGUUCAUCUAAUGUAGAGAGCUGGUGUAUCUAUUGGUUAGUCCUUGACCAGAUUUGUCGCAAACUCACAAUGAAUCCGGCUACUGGGGUCUUUCUUCUGAUUGAAGUGAUAGCAGCAGCUGAGCAAAGUUUGAAUUUCUACAUCAUUGCUCUGGAACUGUAUGUAGUUUUUGAAUUCUAGCCGAAGAAGAGGGAACAAAAUUGUCUUUGUUUUGGCCAACUUUCUUGUAACUCUUAAAUUAUCGGUCAUCUUUAUUUCCCAUUAGCUUGAUUGGAUUAGGAUCAAGUUCUCAACAUC